Messenger RNA from Photinus pyralis (common eastern firefly), 1361 nucleotides. It is a transcript of the gene dpr7, whose product is annotated as lachesin. Gene Ontology annotation, cellular component: neuron projection membrane. Lineage: Eukaryota; Metazoa; Arthropoda; Insecta; Coleoptera; Lampyridae. The record is from RefSeq and is a predicted model, not a curated record. The transcript is spliced from 6 exons. Gene Ontology annotation, biological process: synapse organization. Bases 21 to 935 code for a protein of 304 amino acids.
UUUUAACGGACCUUAACACAAUGAGCAGGAGGUCUGACCUGCAGAGGGUACUGCUUGUUCUCCUGCUCUUCUGCUGUGUAAAUAUUUCCAUAGUAUCUUCUACAGGUGUGGGUAACUUAAUGGGAGUAUCCGACAGUUCCAAAUCUAAGUUUGUAGAAUCGGCGAAGGGUGCCGUAGAACGACCGUAUUUCGACGACGUGGGACCCCGGAACGUAACUGCCGUUGUGGGACAAUCUACCACCCUCCAUUGUAGAGUCAAACGUCCUGGCGACAGAACGGUCUCUUGGAUGCGCAAACGGGAUUUACAUAUUCUUACAUCAAGCAUACAUACGUAUACAGGGGAUGCAAGAUUUAGCGUCAGGCAUCCCGAACACAGCGACGACUGGGAUCUACGUAUAGAAUAUGUACAGAAACGAGAUGCAGGCGUCUACGAAUGUCAAGUAAAUACGGAACCUAAAAUUAAUAUGGCUGUCAUGCUCAACGUUGAGGACGCGACUUCCUUUGCAGCCUCGCACCCCGAGCCCAACCCGGAAGAUGCCCAGGCAACGAUAUCGGGGCCCUCGGAAGUAUUUGUGAAGAAAGGCAGUACAAUAUCACUUACAUGUAGCGUAAACGUUCAUUCCACACCACCAUCCUCCGUUUUAUGGUAUCACGGUCCAGCGGUGGUCGACUUCGACUCUCCACGCGGUGGAAUUAGUUUAGAAACGGAAAAAACAGAAGCGGGAACGACAAGUAAAUUGCUGAUCACUAAAGCAUUACUGUCUGAUUCUGGAAACUAUACGUGCGUACCGUCCAACGCAAGUCCUGCGUCAAGCAUCGUGCACGUUCUUAAUGGAGAGCACCCAGCCGCAAUGCAAACGAGCACAGCUAGUCCAAAACGCCAAGUUCUAGUAAUGGUAAUCGUAUCAGUACUGGUCUUAACUGAAAUUAGAUGAUCUCAUCUUUCCUAAUGAAGUUCGUUUAUUACUAUACGACUUUAACGAAAUAGUGCUAAUAAACUCAAGUGGUGUAAAUACUAGAAUAAGGUGUGACAAUGAAGUGAUUUGUGUUUCUCGAAAACUGAAACGUAUUUUUAAUUCAGAUGUGGUGCUAUGUUCUAUACUCACACCCCAUUGAAAACGAUAUCACCAAUGGUUGUGAAAGUGCUUAAAGCAAAUUUUUCGGUGGUAAAACGUAAACUUUUGAAUACGUCCAUGUCGUGUACAUACAAACGAUGUCGAUAUAAAUCAAACGGACUUAAAAAAUCAUAGAUUAUAAUAGAACUGUUCACUGUAAUAACUAUUAUUACAUGUUCAUAUUUUAUGUAGAUCUCCUUCACUGUUAGAUAUUACAACAUUAUUGAUUCUAGCUUAUUUUGAAAA